This is a messenger RNA of Ananas comosus (pineapple), 2727 nucleotides long. Its product is annotated as cell division control protein 48 homolog D. The record is from RefSeq and is a predicted model, not a curated record. Gene Ontology annotation, cellular component: VCP-NPL4-UFD1 AAA ATPase complex; nucleus; cytosol. The coding region runs from base 121 to 2559 and encodes 812 amino acids. NCBI's taxonomy places the organism in Eukaryota, Viridiplantae, Streptophyta, Magnoliopsida, Poales, Bromeliaceae. Gene Ontology annotation, biological process: retrograde protein transport, ER to cytosol; autophagosome maturation; mitotic spindle disassembly. The transcript is spliced from 9 exons. Gene Ontology annotation, molecular function: ATP binding; ATP hydrolysis activity; polyubiquitin modification-dependent protein binding.
CUGAAGUAACAGAGCAUUGCGCCUAUAAAUACCCUCAUCCUCCCCGUCGAUCUCUCACAAAGCUCUUCGUCUCCUUCCUCUUCGAUCCCGUUCUCUCCUCAGCUCCCGUGCUCAUCAGCGAUGGCGAACAAGGAUGAGGCUUCUUCCUCCUCCGAUCCCAGGGGUACGAAGAGAGAUUAUAGCACGGCGAUCCUGGAGCGCAAGAAGGCGGCGAAUAGGUUGGUCGUGGAUGAGGCGACGAACGACGACAACUCCGCCGUUUCGAUGAAUCCGGAGACCAUGGAGAAGCUCCAGCUUUUCCGCGGCGAUACGAUACUCAUCAAGGGCAAGAAAAGGAGAGAUACUAUCUGCAUUGCGCUCGCUGAUGACACAUGCGACGAGCCGAAGAUAAGGAUGAAUAAGGUUGUCAGAUCGAACCUGAGGGUGAGGCUUGGGGAUGUGGUGUCUGUCCACCAGUGCCAGGAUGUUAAGUACGGAAAGCGCGUCCACAUACUUCCUAUUGAUGAUACCAUCGAAGGCAUCACAGGAAACUUAUUUGAUGCAUAUCUGAAGCCAUAUUUCCUCGAGGCCUACCGUCCUGUUCGGAGAGGCGAUCUCUUCCUUGUCAGAGGAGGGAUGCGAAGUGUUGAAUUCAAGGUGAUUGAGACAGAUCCUGCUGAGUAUUGUGUCGUGGCACCUGACACCGAGAUCUUCUGUGAGGGUGAACCCAUAAAAAGAGAAGAUGAAGAGAGGCUCGAUGAGGUGGGCUAUGAUGAUGUUGGAGGCAUGCGCAAGCAAAUGGCUCAGAUUCGUGAGUUAGUCGAACUCCCACUCAGGCACCCCCAACUGUUCAAAUCGAUCGGCGUGAAGCCACCGAAGGGAAUUCUUUUAUAUGGCCCUCCUGGUUCUGGGAAGACUUUAAUUGCUCGAGCUGUAGCUAAUGAAACUGGUGCUUUCUUCUUCUGCAUUAAUGGUCCAGAGAUCAUGUCAAAAUUAGCUGGGGAGAGUGAAAGCAAUCUUAGAAAAGCUUUCGAGGAAGCAGAAAAGAAUGCUCCGUCUAUUAUUUUUAUCGAUGAGAUAGACUCCAUUGCUCCUAAGAGAGAGAAAACUCAUGGAGAAGUUGAACGGCGUAUUGUUUCUCAGUUGUUGACUUUGAUGGAUGGCUUGAAAGCACGAGCGCAUGUCAUUGUUAUCGGCGCUACUAACAGGCCUAACAGUAUUGACCCUGCUCUGAGAAGGUUUGGAAGGUUUGAUAGGGAAAUUGAUAUUGGAGUGCCUGAUGAAGUUGGGCGCCUUGAAGUUCUUCGGAUCCACACAAAGAACAUGAAGCUAGCGGAAGAUGUUGAUUUGGAGAGAAUUUCCAAGGACACCCAUGGAUAUGUUGGUGCUGAUUUGGCUGCAUUGUGCACUGAAGCAGCUCUUCAGUGCAUUCGGGAGAAGAUGGACAUAAUUGACUUGGAAGAUGAAUCUAUUGACGCUGAGAUAUUGAAUUCAAUGGCUGUUACUGAUGAUCAUUUCAAGACCGCUCUUGGAUCCAGCAAUCCCUCCGCUCUCCGUGAAACUGUUGUUGAAGUGCCUAAUGUCAGUUGGGAUGAUAUUGGUGGCCUUGAGAAUGUCAAGAGGGAACUGCAAGAGACUGUCCAAUAUCCAGUCGAGCAUCCUGAGAAGUUCGAGAAGUUUGGUAUGUCACCUUCGAAGGGAGUACUUUUCUAUGGGCCACCAGGUUGUGGCAAAACUUUACUGGCCAAGGCUAUUGCAAACGAGUGUCAAGCGAACUUUAUCAGCGUGAAGGGUCCCGAGCUGCUCACUAUGUGGUUUGGUGAGAGUGAGGCAAAUGUUCGUGAAAUUUUUGACAAGGCUCGCCAAUCUGCACCCUGUGUCCUCUUCUUUGAUGAGCUUGAUUCGAUUGCAACUCAGAGAGGAAGCAGCGUUGGAGAUGCCGGCGGUGCUGCCGAUAGAGUUCUCAACCAGCUCCUGACAGAGAUGGACGGCAUGAACGCAAAGAAAACCGUGUUCAUUAUCGGAGCUACUAAUAGACCCGACAUCAUUGAUCCGGCUCUUCUCAGGCCCGGCCGACUUGACCAGCUGAUCUAUAUUCCUCUUCCCGACGAGGCUUCUCGAUACCAGAUAUUCAAAGCUUGCCUCAGGAAGUCCCCUGUUGCUAAAGACGUCGAUCUCAGCGCUCUUGCUAAGUACACCCAGGGAUUUAGUGGUGCGGAUAUUACUGAAAUUUGCCAACGCGCGUGCAAGUAUGCUAUAAGGGAAAACAUCGAAAAGGACAUAGAAAGGGAGAGGAGAAAGAGCGAGAACCCGGAAGCAAUGGAGGAGGAUGUUGCCGACGAGGUGGCGGAGAUCAAAGCCGUCCACUUCGAAGAGUCGAUGAAGUUUGCGCGCAGGAGCGUGAGCGACGCCGACAUCCGCAAGUACCAGGCGUUUGCGCAGACUCUGCAGCAGUCGAGGGGGUUUGGUAGCGAGUUCCGCUUUGAUCGGUCCGAGACAGGUGCUGCGGCCGGAGCCGCCGGUGCCGACCCGUUUGGUGCUUCCGGUGCCGCUGCCGAUGACGACGAUCUAUACAGUUAAUUUAUGAUAAUCGAAAUGAUUUGAAACUAUUGAUAUUUUUUUCUUUGCUAGUAGGGAUGCUUCCGCUUAAUUUAUUGUGCUGGAAGAAACAGUUGAUCUCUUUUGGGUUGAUUGCGCUGUUUCAAUUUAUACCAUAGACAAAGUUUAUAAUUAUUUUCCAUUUUUUCA